Molecule: messenger RNA, 516 nt
Organism: Lactuca saligna
Lineage: Eukaryota; Viridiplantae; Streptophyta; Magnoliopsida; Asterales; Asteraceae
Source: the annotation of a GenBank genome assembly
AUGUCAAGAAGCAAGCUACUAGCAGAAAUGACACAAUCGAAUCUUGAUGAUGGAAUGUUUGCUAUAGUGGAACUCAAUUACCAAGGUGUAUUUACUCGUAAUCCUUUAUCUUACUUCAGGGGUGUGAAAAGCACCUUCAAUGAUGUUAAUUUUUCUACUAUGACAUAUUCCGAGUGUGUCACUUACCUGGAACGUUUCAUGUAUGAUGAAAUUAAAACCCUUUACUACUAUGAACCAAAAAAAUCUAUGACUAAUGGCAUUCGACCUAUUUUAAACAAUGUAGAUUAUAUUGAUGAAGAACAAAAUGAAGAUGCUGAUAACGAUCCUUGUGCUGAUGGUGUGGAAAAUGGAGAUAAUCUUAAGGAUGUUGAAGUGGAAAAUGAUGAAGAUGCUAUCCCUAUGAACAGAACAUACCACGAUCCUUUCUUUAGUAAAUUAUGUGUUAGAGGGGUGCAUGAUGAUGAAAUUGACCUUUUAGAUGAUAAUGAUAGGAUGGAAAUUCAAGAUCCCAUAUAA